Messenger RNA from Nycticebus coucang (slow loris), 1464 nucleotides. It is a transcript of the gene ALX4, whose product is annotated as ALX homeobox 4. Gene Ontology annotation, molecular function: DNA-binding transcription activator activity, RNA polymerase II-specific; RNA polymerase II transcription regulatory region sequence-specific DNA binding. Gene Ontology annotation, biological process: regulation of transcription by RNA polymerase II. The record is from RefSeq and is a predicted model, not a curated record. NCBI's taxonomy places the organism in Eukaryota, Metazoa, Chordata, Mammalia, Primates, Lorisidae. Bases 124 to 1353 code for a protein of 409 amino acids. The transcript has 4 exons.
CGCAGGCCGGGCGCCCAGUGCACGGCCAUCGCCUCCUUGCCUCUCCAAACUCCCAGCCAAGGCGCGCGGUGGCGUCCUCGCGCCCUCGCUCGCGCCCCCGCCCGUCGCCCGCGCGAGCCAGGCAUGAAUGUUGAGACUUGCGUCUCUUACUGCGAGUCGCCGGCCACUGCCAUGGACGCCUACUACAGCCCGGUGUCACAGAGCCGAGAGGGCUCGUCGCCUUUUAGGGCAUUCCCUGGCGGCGACAAGUUCGGCACAACUUUCCUGUCGGCCGCGGCCAAAGGACAGGGAUUCGGGGACGCCAAAAGCCGGGCCCGGUACGUGGCAGGGCAGCAGGACCUGGCUGCACCCCUGGAGAGUGGCGCCGGGGCCCGGGGCUCCUUUAACAAAUUCCAGCCGCAGCCGCCAGCCCCGCAGCCCCAGCCACCGCCGCAGCCCCAGCAGCCGCAGCCGCAGCCGCCCCAGCCCCCCGCACAGCAACCGCAUCUUUACUUGCAGCGAGGUGCCUGCAAGACACCCCCGGACGGCAGCCUCAAACUCCAGGAAGGCAGCAGCAGCCACAACGCGGCCUUGCAGGUUCCCUGCUACGCCAAAGAGAGCUCCCUGGGUGAGCCAGAGUUACCACCCGACUCUGACACCGUGGGGAUGGACAGCAGCUACCUCAGUGUCAAAGAGGCUGGGGUGAAGGGGCCCCAGGACCGGGCCAGCUCCGACCUCCCCAGCCCACUGGAGAAGGCCGACGCCGAGAGCAACAAGGGCAAGAAGCGGCGGAACCGCACCACCUUCACCAGCUACCAGCUGGAGGAGCUGGAGAAGGUCUUCCAGAAGACCCACUACCCGGACGUGUAUGCGCGGGAGCAGCUGGCCAUGAGGACAGACCUCACCGAGGCCCGUGUGCAGGUCUGGUUCCAGAACAGGAGGGCUAAGUGGAGGAAGAGGGAGCGUUUUGGGCAGAUGCAACAGGUGCGGACCCACUUCUCCACGGCCUAUGAGCUACCCCUCCUUGCCCGAGCUGAGAACUACGCCCAGAUUCAGAACCCAUCCUGGAUUGGCAACAACGGGGCUGCCUCACCAGUGCCUGCCUGUGUUGUGCCCUGUGACCCAGUGCCUGCCUGCAUGUCCCCUCACGCCCAUCCCCCAGGCUCGGGAGCCAGCACCGACUUCCUGAGUGUCUCUGGGGCUGGCGGUCACGUGGGCCAGACACACAUGGGCAGCCUGUUUGGAGCAGCCGGCCUUAGCCCAGGUCUCAAUGGCUACGAGCUCAAUGGCGAGCCGGACCGCAAGACCUCGAGCAUCGCGGCCCUCCGCAUGAAGGCCAAGGAGCACAGUGCAGCCAUCUCUUGGGCCACAUGACAGGGCUCCUCCUGCCCCGUCCCUGUACCCUCCCCACUGGGGCCCUGGCCAUGCCCGUGCUCUCCAGGCCUCCAGCCCCACUCGACUUUCCUCUUGGGAACCUGGCCCAGG